ACACACACACACACACACACAGAAUGUUCCUGUCUCACUCCCAGGCUGCGGCUCCUGUUCCCAAGCCAGGAAGUUAGGCUCCAGGGUGGCCGUGGGCGAGAACACCCUGUCCCUCAGGACAUUUGGGCACCAAUUUCCACCCCACAGGGGUGUCGCCCCUCUCCUUCUUCUUGGCCAACUUCUCUCCCACCAAUAUAAGCACAAACUGGAGGCUGGUGGCAGUCAUGCGUUUUAUGGCAGGCCCUACGCACAGCCGGCGUCUGGGGACCCUGGGCCUCCACAGCGCCCCCCACCCUCUGCACAUGGUCCUCUUAACAGUGCUGGUCGUGAUGAGCUUGGUGUGUGGUAAAACUGACCCUGUCAAUCAAAAGCCCCCUUCUCCAGCUGAGUCCCCCAAAUACCUGCGCUGCUAUCGGUGCCUCCUGGAGACCAAGGAGCUGGGGUGCCUGCUGGGAUCGGACAUCUGCCUGGCCGCUCCUGGCAGCAGCUGCAUGACUCUCUUUAUCAAGAACAGUAGCGGGUCUGACAUCAUGGUGAGUGACUGUCGCCGCAAGGAGCAGUUGAGUGACUGCUCACACACCCGCACUUCCCCGGUGUUUGGCUUCUGGAUGUUCUCUCGAUGCUGUUUCCGGAAUCUCUGCAAUAACCCACAGAACAGAGUGUUCUAUCUCCCGUAGCACUUCCGCAGAGCCCUUCGCAGGAAGAUGCUGCUGGUCCUCACCUGGGCGCAGCCAGGACCACCUCCAGCCCCGCCUCACCUCCCCCAGGUCACUGACCCAGCCCUAGUUGCCUCUUGCUUCAGCACUCCCCACUCUGCCCCUCACAAGCUCCCUCUCCCGGCAUCUCUGGAGUUUUCCCUGUAAGUCCUCACCGUCCGACAGCUCCCCUCCCCUUCUCUCCUGUCGGCUGCCCCUGCUCUGCUCUGGCCUCCUUCCUUCCUCCCACCACGGCCUCCUCGCAAGGUGUGCCUACAGAAUAAAC
Pipistrellus kuhlii (Kuhl's pipistrelle) is the source of this 981-nucleotide messenger RNA. It is a transcript of the gene LY6G5C, whose product is annotated as lymphocyte antigen 6 family member G5C. The record is from RefSeq and is a predicted model, not a curated record. The transcript has 3 exons. Gene Ontology annotation, cellular component: external side of plasma membrane. The coding region runs from base 225 to 677 and encodes 150 amino acids. Lineage: Eukaryota; Metazoa; Chordata; Mammalia; Chiroptera; Vespertilionidae.